Molecule: messenger RNA, 1718 nt
Organism: Lathyrus oleraceus (garden pea)
Lineage: Eukaryota; Viridiplantae; Streptophyta; Magnoliopsida; Fabales; Fabaceae
Exons: 3
Coding region: 232-1485 (417 amino acids)
Source: RefSeq, a predicted model, not a curated record
AACAAUACCUUUUCCUUCGUCCUCUGAUACCAUGUGUCAAUUCAUAUUUGAAACCAAAUUUUCUUCAACAAAUUUCACCUUUCUAGUUGAAUAGUUCUUCCCUUAUACCCGCUAACAAUUCCCACAAUUAUCGACUUUUGUCUGGUACAAAAGCUGCUUUUAAGUGAUUCAAUAAAUCAAAAUAGAUUGAACCUUUCGAUCUUUAGAUUUGUUAUUACUAUUCACUUCUCUAUGGCUACUCUUCUACGUAAGUUGAAUUUGUGUACUUCAACCAAGGUAAGAAUUUUGGUAGAUGAAGUUAGAAACAAGGUUUUAUUUCUCCAAGCAGGGAAAGACUUUGUUGAUGUGUUACUAAGCUUCUUAACAUUGCCAUUAGGCACCAUUGCAAGGCUUGUGAGCCAAGAAUCUAACAUGGAGAAUGUUAAUGUUGGAAGCAUAAACUUUUUAUAUGAAAGUGUGGCCAAUCUUGACAAAGGGAAAUUCUUAUCGGCUUUGGAAAAAGAACUACUGGUUCGACCUAUUAACUCAAUGCAACAGUAUUGCCGGUUUCUAAAACUCAACGUUGACGACACGGAAAAGUCGAGGUCUUUUAAUUGUCGUCGCAGACAGUGCCCGGGUGUAGGCGGGAGUCGAAAUUGCAGGUGUUUUAUAGAUAAGAGAGAUGCGUUAUGCAGUGUACUUUCAACUCCAAAAAAAGGUUUUGUUCCGAAAACAGCAACUUUUAUUAUUUCAGAUGAUUUGAGAGUGAAGCCUGAUAAUUCUCAAAGUCAGAUUUCUAUAGCUAAGUAUCUUGGAUGCGAAGAUGUAGAUACCAUCAAGAUAUUAACAGUCAAUGUCACUCGCAAAGAGAUAAUGGAUCUGGUGAAGUGCUCCUUGGUGUCUGCGACACCUUUAACAGAUGUAUUUGUGUCGAAGAAGCUGUUUUGUGAGAAUCCAAGACCCGUCAAUGUAUUGGAUUUAGAUGAUUAUAGAAAUGGAGCACUGCUUGUAAGGAACAUAAUAGAAGUAAAGACAAUGGUAAGAAAAUCCAAUAACAAAAUAUUGUAUGCUUUGGGGGAAGAGGAUUUCGCUGACUUGUUACUGAUGUUCUUGACAUUACCUUUGGGAGGAGUUGAGAACAUGUUAAAUGGAAACUCGGGUUUUGACAACAUCGAUAAUUUAUUCAAGAGUAUGCUUGAUUUGGAUCCUGAAAGGUAUAUGAAAUCCAGACAAGAUAUGGUCUCUACGCAACACAAAUUUAACUUUGAUGCGAAAAAAAUCAUGAAGAGUCCUUCCAUGUAUAUGGUAACAGAUGACUUAGUCGUCACGCCAGGUUCUUCAACCUUGGCCAUCUCGUUUCUCUCUGAUAUGAAAAUUCCUUUCUUUGAUUUGGAAGAAAGACUGAUUAGAAUUGGCAAUAAAGAGGCUCAUAGUCUUUUGAAAGCUUCUUUGAUCUCACCAACAGCUCUCACUCAUGGUCUUGGUCCAUUUCUUGCAACCAAAUAAAUCAAAAUCAUUGAGAUAAGGAUCAUUAUGCGUUUCGCAGAUUUGAUAUCAACGAUGCUGCAAUAAUUAGCUUUUUAGUAACUUAUUAAGAAAAAUACAUUGUUCCCCAAUAGAAAAAAUUAUAGUCGUAUUUUGUUUCAAAUCUAGUCAGUUCUUAUAGAUCUGCAUUUAUUUUAGAUUUGCUUCUUCAUUUUUUGUAGAUCAACACUUAUGUUAUCAAUUGAUAUCGGUUU